Messenger RNA from Nomascus leucogenys (northern white-cheeked gibbon), 699 nucleotides. RefSeq names its product aldo-keto reductase family 1 member C8-like. Gene Ontology annotation, biological process: steroid metabolic process. Lineage: Eukaryota; Metazoa; Chordata; Mammalia; Primates; Hylobatidae. Gene Ontology annotation, cellular component: cytosol. Gene Ontology annotation, molecular function: aldose reductase (NADPH) activity; steroid dehydrogenase activity; ketosteroid monooxygenase activity. The record is from RefSeq and is a predicted model, not a curated record.
AUGGAUCUGAAGCAAAGCCAUUCCGGGAGGCUGAAUGAUGGACACAUCAUGCCGAUGCUGGGAUUUGGCACUUACGCUCCUGAUCAUACCCCCAAGAGCAAGGCUGGUGAAGCCACUGAAGCGGCUAUUGAUGUAGGCUUCUGUCACCUUGAUGCAGCGUUCUUCUACCAAAGCGAGGAGGAGGUCGGAAAGGCCAUUCGAGAGAAGAUUGCUGACGGCACUGUGAAGAGAGAGGACAUUUUCUACACCACCAAGCUUUGGACAACUUUCUUUAGACCAGAACUAGUUUGCUCAGCCCUGGAAAGGUCACUGGAGAAACUUCAACUGGACUAUGUCGAUCUCUUCAUUAUCCACAGUCCACUGGCUAUGAAGCCUGGGGAGGAAUUGCUGCCUAAGGAUGCCAGUGGAAACAUUAUUUCUGAUACUGUGGACCUUCGUGACGCAUGGGAGGCCCUGGAGAAGUGCAAAGAUGCAGGUUUAACCAAGUCCAUCUGGGUGUCCAAUUUCAAUCACAAACUGCCGGAACUCAUCCUCAACAAGCCAGGACUCAAGUACAAGCCCACCUGCAACCAGGUUUUUGACUUUGAGUUGACUCCAGAGGACAUGAAAGCCAUUGAUGGCCUCAACAGAAAUUUCCAAUAUGCUAAGUUACAAUUUGCUGUCGACCACCCUUAUUAUCCAUUUGCUGAAGAAUAUUAA